CGCCGCAGUCUCGCCCGAUCCGCGCCGUGAGCCCGGACCCGACCCGCCGCCGCUUCUCUCUCUCUGUCCAGCGGGCCCCGCACCUAUCUCCUUCCUCCGGUCGGACCCACGCACAGCGCGCGCACAGGCCGAGCCGAGCCCGGAUCGAUCUACGCCCCUGUUCGAUCCCGUGCUCCUCAGGGACACCGUACGCGGGCAAGACUCCGCGAGGAACGCCGCACCCUUUCUCCCGAUUCUUUCGCUCGCCGCAUGCAGCUGCAGGGCGAAACCCGAUCUCGCGAGGCGCUCGAGCCGCCGCCGUCUUCGCCGGUCGUUUUCGCUGCCCGGGGCGAGCCGUCGGAGCAGCGGCUGUUCACGUCGUCACCGUCACCCGCAGAGCACGCCCCGUCGUCGUUUGACCUCACCACCGCGUCCACAACUCGAAGCCACCUCCGCCCGUCACCUCACUUUCGCCGGAGACUCGCCGGAGAGCCACCGCCGCCGACGCUCGAAGCCACCGCCAUUUUUCCUCUGUUUCGAUUGUCCGGAGUGCGACGCGAGCUAUUGUCAGGAGUGUGACUUUCUGAACCAGAACCAAG
Messenger RNA from Triticum aestivum (bread wheat), 578 nucleotides. RefSeq lists its product as uncharacterized. The record is from RefSeq and is a predicted model, not a curated record. Bases 250 to 558 code for a protein of 102 amino acids. Lineage: Eukaryota; Viridiplantae; Streptophyta; Magnoliopsida; Poales; Poaceae. The transcript is spliced from 3 exons.